Phragmites australis (common reed) is the source of this 1613-nucleotide messenger RNA. Its product is annotated as U-box domain-containing protein 25-like. NCBI's taxonomy places the organism in Eukaryota, Viridiplantae, Streptophyta, Magnoliopsida, Poales, Poaceae. The transcript has a single exon. The coding region runs from base 210 to 1241 and encodes 343 amino acids. The record is from RefSeq and is a predicted model, not a curated record.
GCACAGCGGCAGCGGCAGCGGCAGUUGAGCUUGCGUGGCUGCUUAGGAUCCGCUCGACAGCGCGCGCGGGUACUCACGGCCCGAGCAUUCAAUUCACUCGGGCCACCACCGCGCCUCGCCACCUCCAUAUCAACCAGCUCUGAGCUGCCUCGCUGCUUCGCCGCGAUCCUUUUGUGCGCGCAGCUCGAUCAGCUCGGUGUCAUCGUGAGAUGAGUCGUGCGCAGACGGGCGGGGGCGGGGGCGGGGGCGGGGGCGGCGCAGCGAGGCUCAAGGCGUCGCCUCGUGCGCUCUUCUCUUGCGGCAUCUUCAGCACCUGCACACACCCGGCGCUCAGCCCGACGGCUACUCCCAACAACAAUGUGGUGCCGGGGAGCAGCACUGUCAAGGGUGGUGGUUCGACCACGCCCUGCGCCGAGGCGUCCGCGUCGCCGGUGGUGGAGGCGGCGGCGACGCCACCGCCUCCGCAGCAGCAGCAUCAGCGGGUGCAGAGGAAUGUCGGGCCGUCGUCGUCGUCGUCUUCGUCGUCGUCGUCCGCGUCGCAGAGCUUCACGCAGUGGAGGCUGCCGGUGCACCACCCGCCGCAGGCGUCUGCGUCCGCGUCGGCGUGUGGGGGAGGCGCCGGGGACGCGCUCGUGAGCGCGGAGGAGAAGUUCGCGGCCGGGGAGGUGGUGGCGGCGCUGCGGACGGUGGAGAAGGAGAUGGAGGCCGACGGGAGGGCGGUGCCGGCGGGGGUGGUGGCCGGGGUGGUGGCCGCGGUGCGGGAGCCGGCGACGGCGAGGCUGGCGGCGAAGGUGCUACUGGUCGUGCUGCUGGAGGAGGGGAACAGGGAGACGGCGGUGGAGGUCGGCGCGGCGUCGGCGGCCGUGGAGGCGGUGGCGGCGUCCGGACCGGCCGGGGCAACCGCGGAGCGAGCGCUGGCCGCGCUAGAGCUUCUGUGCACAGCCCCCGGCGGCGCCGCGGCGGUGCGGAGGGAGGCCCUCGCGGCCCCGGUGCUGGCGCGGGCGGUCGAUGGAAUGGCCGGCCGCGGGCGGGAGUGCGCCAUCGGCGUCCUAGCCGCCAUCUACGGCGGCGCGGGCGAGGACGGGGCAUCGCCGCCGCCGCCGGAGGUAGUGAAGGCGGUGGUGGCGGCGAUGCAGGGGGAGUGCAGCGCUCGGGGACGGCGCAAGGGUGCGCAGCUGCUGCUCGCGCUGCAGGAGGGCGGCCGCCUGGGACUCGCGUGGGACGGCGUCGGCGAUCACUGACACGCGGGCCAGCCUCCCAACCUGACAUAUCGCUCUCUCAUGUGUGUUCUCCGCUUACACGCGGGCCCCCAUGGCAGUGAGCAAUUCGGUGGUUGCUGUUGGGCCAUGGCUACUGAAGUGUGGGCCCGCGUGAGGACGUGAAGGAGCAGUGACUUGGCAUUGGUUCAACGAUGAUGGAUGAUGCUCUAAGAAACGGUCGGUGGCGUGAUAGAUCUGUGCUCACCUUUGCAGCCUGUGAUUUGCACGAUCUAUCUCGUGAAAAUUUAUCGCUCGCAUGACGCAUCUGGCCCCCAGUUUUCUCUUUGUUUCCGUUGCUACAUUAUGCAUGCAAAUUUAGCUGCCUUGGUGAAAUUCGGUGUGCUGUUCUAAAUC